Candoia aspera is the source of this 2575-nucleotide messenger RNA. It is a transcript of the gene PRMT3, whose product is annotated as protein arginine methyltransferase 3. Gene Ontology annotation, biological process: peptidyl-arginine methylation. NCBI's taxonomy places the organism in Eukaryota, Metazoa, Chordata, Lepidosauria, Squamata, Candoiidae. The transcript is spliced from 16 exons. The record is from RefSeq and is a predicted model, not a curated record. Gene Ontology annotation, cellular component: nucleus. Bases 107 to 1711 code for a protein of 534 amino acids. Gene Ontology annotation, molecular function: protein-arginine N-methyltransferase activity.
CCGGAAAUGAAAGCAAGCUUCGUCGUCCACGUGAGAAGAAUCUGCUGGUGUGUUGUUAUCGUGGGAACCUUCGCCGAAGCGGCUGAAGUUUUAGCGGGUUGCAGUUAUGAGUUCCGGGACAUCUGCGGUGAUUGAUGAAACGGAGGGACCGGCACUAGGCGGCUCAGGGCUUGGUUUGUCAGAUAGCGAGAAUGAGGACGCUUGGGAGGAGGAGGAGGAUAGUGCCGACGACCCCCGCGGCGAGAUGGAGGGGUCUACGCAGAGGAUUCCUUGCCUUUUCUGCGACAGAUUUUUCAGUUCAGCUGAAGAUAAUUUUUGCCACUGUACCUCAGACCAUGGGUUCAGUAUUGAGAUGGUGGUUCAAAAACAUCGGCUUGAUUUCUAUGGCUACAUUAAGCUAGUAAACUUCAUUAGACUGCAAAAGCCUGAUGCAGAGUAUAUUAAUUCUCUUAGACCACCAUUUCCUUGGGAAGAAGAUAAAUAUUUGAAGCCUAUACUAGAAAAUGACUUACUACUCCAGUUUGAUGUAGAAGACCUUCUUGAUUCUUCCAGUAUCUCUUGUCUUAAUGGAGUAUCUGAGGCUUCAUCUCUCCUUGAAUGCUUGAAAAAUGCUGAACACAGAACUGAGCUGGCAGAAGCUGCAUUGGCCAGAGCCCAAGAUGAUCUACAGAAAAUGAGGCAAUUUGCGCAGGAUUUUGUGAUGAAUGCAGAAAUCCAAAGUAGCUCAUCUGCCAGCCCUAUUGCGGACUUAAAGGAGGAUGAGGAAGAUGUUUACUUCAGCUCAUACGGGCACUAUGGGAUCCAUGAAGAAAUGCUAAAGGAUAAAGUGCGCACAGAAAGCUAUCGUGACUUCGUAUAUCUAAACCCACACAUCUUUAGAGAUAAGAUUGUCCUAGAUGUUGGAUGUGGCACUGGAAUCCUUUCCAUGUUUGCUGCCAAAGCAGGUGCAAAAAAGGUGAUAGGAGUGGAUCAAUCUGAAAUUGUUUAUCAAGCUAUGGACAUCAUUAGACUCAAUGGAUUUGAAGAUAGUAUUUGCUUAAUCAAAGGGAGAAUUGAAGAAGUUGAUAUACCUGUUGAAAAAGUCGAUGUUAUCAUAUCUGAAUGGAUGGGCUAUUUCCUUCUCUUUGAGUCUAUGCUGGAUUCAGUCAUUUAUGCAAGGGACAAGUAUCUGGCCAAAGGAGGCUCAGUGUAUCCUGACUCCUGUACCAUUAGCCUUGUGGCUGUAAGUGAUAUUGCUAAGCAUACCGACCAAUUGGCUUUCUGGGAUGAUGUUUAUGGCUUCAAUAUGUCCUGCAUGAAAAAGGUGGUAAUACCUGAAGCAGUUGUGGAAAUCUUAGAUUCAAGGACUCUUAUAUCUGAAGCUUAUGUCAUCAAGCGGAUAGAUUGCCAUUUUGUCUCAGUUCCAGAACUGGAAUUUUCAUCAGACUUCGUUUUGACAGUCACAAAGACUUCUGUGUGUACGGCAAUUGCUGGAUAUUUUGAUGUGCAUUUUGAGAAGAAUUGUAACAAACAAAUACUGCUUUCAACUAGUCCCUGUUGUACCAAGACACACUGGAAACAAACAAUGUUUUUUCUGGAGAACCCAAUUUCUGUUGAAGAAGGUGAAGCGCUGAAAGGAAAGAUAACAAUACACAGAAACCGAAAAGAUCCCCGCGCCCUCAUUGUAACUCUUUCAGUUAAAAAUGUGAAACAAAUGUACAGUCUUCAGUGAGCGGUGCUCCACAACCAGCUUGAGAAGCAUAGUUCAGUUACCAGAAGUAACUUUUUGAAGCAGAGAAAUCUGGAUAAAAUUUAAGCUCAUUUGGUUCCACUUCCAAUAAAGGUUUGGUGUCCCCCUCCCACCCCUGACAUGCAAAUGAUAGUUGACCUGCUAUAUGAGACUACUGACUGUGCUCAGCAAUCAGUUAAGUUGUCUUCUUCUGUCUUAAGAAGUUUUUCUCUUUUGCAUGGGAAUCCAUUAGUAGAGCAGCAGUCUUCUGCCCAAUCUCUGAACUUUCAGUCAAUGUAAGAAUACAGUGCAAUAGAAAUACAUUGCAGGUCUGCAUGUAGAAGUAACACCACUUCUAGAAUUAUUUUUAGGAAUAGUUCAUAUUAUCAGGUGGAAUCCAGAAUUUAUUUCUGCAGUGGUGGAAUCUCCUGGAGAGUUUUCUGUCCAGGAGGAAGAAAGGAAGGGUUUCUCUUGUCACCUCUGCAGGCCUUCUUAUCACCACUUCAACUCUUAUGGAGAGUCUUUAGAGCAGGUUUUUGAGAACCCCUGGGAUUUUCUGGCAGCAUGAUUCUUCCUCUGGAUCAAAAUCAUUAACUUCGCAAGCAACGAGAGCCUGUCUGUCUGCAGGAAGCAAGAUGCAGGUUCAACAUAAUCAUAAAAAUCUGAAGACACAAAAAUAGGGCUAACUCAAUACAAGACUGUUUGGGUUUGACUGCCUUCAGCUACACAUAGGGAAUAAUUAGCUUUUGCAUAAAUUAUUUUUAUAAAAACAGUUUCAAGAUAAAUUCAUUUCUUGGUCUUUGGACUUCAAAUGUACAUAUUAUUAGAUGGUAAUAUUUUUAAAAUAUUAAAAGUGGAAUACAACAA